Exaiptasia diaphana is the source of this 2132-nucleotide messenger RNA. Its product is annotated as 5-hydroxytryptamine receptor 1-like. The record is from RefSeq and is a predicted model, not a curated record. The transcript has a single exon. Gene Ontology annotation, biological process: G protein-coupled receptor signaling pathway. Gene Ontology annotation, cellular component: membrane. NCBI's taxonomy places the organism in Eukaryota, Metazoa, Cnidaria, Anthozoa, Actiniaria, Aiptasiidae. The coding region runs from base 921 to 1850 and encodes 309 amino acids. Gene Ontology annotation, molecular function: G protein-coupled receptor activity.
AAGGCCCGAAAGCUUGGUAAUAAAAUAACUUAUUGGUUGAUGAAACAAGAUCAAUGAUAUGCCUAAACCAACCAACCAACAAAUAUUUGAUACGUUAUAAGUUGUUGCCCAUGACUUAUUCAUUUAUACAAUGCAAAUACAAACCCAAGUAUGUGUCCAAAUGAGUUUUAAAGUUUACAUAAAGCAGAAAAGUUAGCGAGAAUUGGACAGCAUUUCUAAGUAGAACUCUGACUUAUGAACUCUGAGUAGCGAAUAUAAUUCUAUCGUCUAUUACUUGUAUUUGUAGGUUCUAUUCUUAGUCGUCAGUAGGGUUGAUAAGGAGAAAUUUCGAAGAGAUUCAUGAAUUCAUAUUGAACUGCCAAGCUAUUAUUGCUUCUAUUUUUCAAAUAAAAUAAAAUCGCUUCCUAGGCACUUUAAAGAUGCAUGUGUUCAAGAGGAAAUGAGUAUGAUAAGUUGUCAGCUUUAGGGAGGUCAUGAUCACAGUAAUUUCAUAUCUGAGUGUUGCAGAGUGUCUUAAAAUCGCAUCUGCCGACCACAAAGAUGAGAAAAUAACAGAAAAAAGUGUUAAGAGAAGAGAAUAUAGAAGAGGAUGAGGAUGCGUUGAGGGUAAAGAAAAACGAUGAUAAAUCGUGAGUUUCUGGUAAAUCGACACAKUUGCUUGCGAUUUAAUUAUGACCCUAUUCAAUAUUGAUGAGCUUUAGAAAUGAACAAGUUCAAAACUAGUUGUUUCAGUGACAGGGAAAUAAUUAAUCUUCGUCACUUAAGAUGAAUUUGAGAAUAAACGAACCCAUAGAUUAUCAACUGUUGAUCACKUUUAAAAAUUAAAAUUUUGAUGACGAAAUAAAAAUUCAAAUGAAAGCAAGUCAGUUGAAACGAUCUGCAUGUAACACUUACGAUUUCCUUUGAGAAUUGUCAUCAUUAUGAACAAUUCUUUUCAAUCCUUCUGGGAUAUAGGAAAUAACACAUUGAAAAAUGCACCUGCCGCUGCGGUAACUUUCUGUAAUUUUCCUUUUAUUCAAGGAACAAUCUUCGUUGUCAUCAAUAUUUUCCUAGCCAUUGCUGGAACAUUUGGUAAUAUUUUGAUCAUUGCUGCGAUCUUAGACACCCCUCAACUUCGUCGAAAAGUGUCCAACUUCCUUCUUUUGAGUUUAGCAUUUGCCGAUUUAUUAGUGACCAUUGGUGCACAACCAGUGUUUGUCAUUUCACUGUCCUUGAGAACUUUCACACAUCAGUGCAGUGAAGAAGUUGAGUUAUUGUAUGCUGUUGUUGCUGUCCUGGGAUGGAUCUCAGUUUUCCAUUUGGCAGUCAUCAGCAUCGAUCGAGCCAUUUCCACAACAAGACCUCAUCAAUAUCAUAACAUCAUUAAGAGRUGGUGGAAGAAGAUGCUGUUUAUUUGCUGGGGAUUGGGAAUGAUAUUGAGCUGCUUGGUAAUUCCAKUUCCUAUAAUAAACAUUACAGUUGCGAUACUACUUUUUGUUAGCUUCCUUAUUAUUAUAAUGGCUUACUCGGUAAUUCUACACAAGAUCAAAUUCCCUACCCCAAUACAAGUGUCAUCAAUGUCAUCAUCGACUUCAGUACAAAGCGCUAUGGAAAGAAGAGUUUCUGGAACUAUCGCAAUUGUCAUCCUGUUGUUUGCUAUAUGUUGGAUUCCUUUCCUGGUAAUUCUUACAAUGUUUGGUCUUAAUACCACCAAUAUACCAGUAAAAUACUGGUGGAGCCGUACUCUCUACCUAGCAAAUUCCUCAAUGAAUUUUAUUGUUUACAGUCUACGAAUUCGACAUUUCCGAGUCGCUUAUGCGAGGAUUAUCCACAGAAUUGCUGAUAGAAUUAGGGAAUUACUUGGGAACUGACUAGAAAAAAUAAGGUAUAAAAUGUAACCACCGCCGUCGUGAAUUCCUUUAUUGGCAAAGCUACAGACAUSGUGCAGGAUUUUAUAAAGUUAUAAAAACAACGAUACUUGGAAUUUUGAACCAAUCAAAUCAAAGAAUCAUUCCUUUCCAAGCACUGUCUUCGAUUUUCAGUACUAUGUAAAAAAUCGAAGCAGAUUUUUAUCAAGGAUAAUGAUCAUGCGSGAAGGUUAAUUUACAUGACAGCRCAUUGUCACACAUUGAAUAAACGUGUCAAUCAAUCAA